CCUGCGUCCCUUCGCGUCGCGUGACGUCACCGCGGACGGCGCGUGAUGGCGGAUGUCAGUGAAAUCGACACGAUGAAACAUUUACACGGAGGUUUCGAGAAAAUCGACAAAGAAAUGAGCCGUUAUCCGUACUGUAUCGUGUGGACACCGAUCCCGGUGCUGACGUGGUUUCUGCCAUUUAUUGGGCACAUGGGCAUCUGUACCUCCACAGGGGUCAUCAGAGAUUUUGCAGGGCCUUACUUUGUAUCUGAGGACAACAUGGCUUUUGGAAAACCAACAAAAUACUGGAGGCUUGAUAAGAGUCGAGUAAACACCGGUGGAAUUAAUGGCUGGGAUGUAGCUGUGCAUGAAGCAUCUGAAGAAUACAAAUCCAGAAUGCACAAUCUGUGUUGUGAUAACUGUCACUCUCAUGUAGCCAUGGCUCUGAACCUCAUGCGUUAUAAUAACAGCUCAUCAUGGAACAUGGUCAAUCUCUGUUUACUGUCCUUCAUUCACAGUAAACAUGUCAGCUUUUUAGGGUUUCUGAAGACCUGGCUGCCAUUCCUGAUGAUCUGCGGGGUCAUAAUCACGAUCGCUCUCGCUCUCAACCUGCGAUGAUUCAGACCAGCUGACUGGAGCAUCAGACGUGGACAAAACCAUUGGACGGCCAUACAAACAUCUCAGGAUCAGAGAAAGCCACGGCUAAUGAAACCAAUCCAGUCUGUUGCUGAAGCUGAACUUUUAUUGAUGCGUCUGUAUGCCUGUACUACAUUUAUAGCGCAGACGGCUUCCGUCAGCAGAUUCAAAGGAGACUUGCAUCUCGUGACAUCAACACAUGAAGACUAUCGGUACCGUGGUAUAUAAAUGAAUUACAGGGAUUUUCCAUCAUUGGUUAGAUAAGCUUUUGAUGUACAGAAGUUUUGCAUUUGUAAUGUAGUCAUAUCAUACGCAUUCUGGAUAUCUCCUCAAAACUGAGACUUUAUAAUCGGUGAAAUAUAGCGAAUGAAGAUCUAAACUUAUAACAGUUACAGUAACUAAACUGUGUAUCACAUUGUUGAGAAACAUAUUUGUCAAAUGCUCAAAGACACAAACUGAUUUGCUUUUUUACAGUCUGUAUGUACAUCUGGUUCAUUUAAAUGUAUUCAUAUUCAUUUAUAUUAUAUGACCAAAUAGAAAUAUAUAUCUAUAA
Molecule: messenger RNA, 1168 nt
Organism: Misgurnus anguillicaudatus (oriental weatherfish)
Lineage: Eukaryota; Metazoa; Chordata; Actinopteri; Cypriniformes; Cobitidae
Gene: tmem222a
Product: transmembrane protein 222a
Source: RefSeq, a predicted model, not a curated record